This is a messenger RNA of Aethina tumida (small hive beetle), 1465 nucleotides long. Its product is annotated as homeobox protein slou-like. Gene Ontology annotation, molecular function: RNA polymerase II cis-regulatory region sequence-specific DNA binding; DNA-binding transcription factor activity, RNA polymerase II-specific. The transcript is spliced from 2 exons. Bases 55 to 1101 code for a protein of 348 amino acids. Gene Ontology annotation, biological process: regulation of transcription by RNA polymerase II; cell differentiation. Gene Ontology annotation, cellular component: nucleus. The record is from RefSeq and is a predicted model, not a curated record. Lineage: Eukaryota; Metazoa; Arthropoda; Insecta; Coleoptera; Nitidulidae.
CAUGCGACGGACGUCAACAAGUAUGCUACCGUCACAGUGACCACGCUACGCAAGAUGACAAUGCUGAUGAUGGAACGGAUCAUUUCGAACAGUCACAAGAGCCAGGAGCUGGUGUUGCCCGAGAAGCAGUCGGAGCCGCAGGUCUUCCUGCAGCCGAAGAGGAUGUGCGACGAUUCGCGUGACGCGGAGAUGUGCGACAACGAGAAGACGGACGAGGAGGACCUGAACGUGGACGUGGAGAACGACGACGCAUUGUGUCCUGUCGAUUUGACUAGACGUCAGGAGAAGUACACGUCCUUCGAGAAUCUGGUCAAUUCGUCGAAGACCGACUCGAACAGUGACUAUACGAGCUUCAAGGACGAGAUGAAGCGGUCGGAGAGUGUUUGUAGUGAUGUUAGUAGGUCGGACAGUCCGAGGGACCGGAGUCCGUCGGUCGUUUCGCAUCCCAACAGACGAUUGGCGUUCUCCGUCGAGAACAUUUUGGAUCCGAAUAAGUUCACUGGUAGACAGUCGGUUUAUAGUGAUGGGAUUUGUUGUUGGAAGCCGCUCGAUGGGUCCAGGGGCUCGCCAGAUUACGAAGGAAGCGAAACAGGCAAGGAACACAAUUCGGACGACGACGACGACAUGCAGAGCGACAUCAGCGACGACCUCAAGGACCCGCUGUCGAAGAAGAAGAAGGGCGACUCGAAGUCGCAGAACACGGGGAAGCCGCGGCGGGCCCGCACCGCCUUCACCUACGAGCAGCUGGUGGCGCUCGAGAACAAGUUCAAGACGACGCGCUACCUGAGCGUGUGCGAAAGACUGAACCUGGCGCUCAGCCUGAGCCUGACGGAGACGCAGGUGAAGAUCUGGUUCCAGAACAGGCGGACGAAGUGGAAGAAACAGAAUCCGGGCAUGGACGUGAACUCGCCGACGGUGCCGCCGCCCAGUGUCGGUUCGGGCGGCAGCUUUCCCGCCUUCCCCGGCCACCACACGCACUCCGGGCUGUUGUAUUCGCACCACGUGCCGUACGGCAGCGUGUACCCGUUGCAGGCCACCAGCUCGUCCGGCUACACGCCGUACUUCCACCUGGCCAACCACGGUCACAAUUUGGGCUCUUGAAAGUUGAACUAGAUGACCGGCGGAUUUGUAUAUAGUUCUUUUUUUUUCGUUUGCGUACUGGACUCGUUUUUGUACAUUCUGUGCUGUUCCGAGGUUUAUGGCAAUGCGAGGUUUUUGUAUAUAUAAAAUAUAUGUAUUGUUUUCGUUGCUCCGGGGCAAUGUGACUUGUGCCAUAUUGUAUAUAUGCGUAGGUAUAAGGAAUUGGUACUUGCCAAUUUAAUAUCGAAUAUGUAUAUCUAAAAUUCAACUGGGUUUUGUGCAAAUACCUAAUUACCUGUAAAUUAUGCUAAAAUGAAUGUACUUAGAACUGUAUUUAUUAAUGAUGUAUGUAAAAUUUCUCUUGUAAAUAAAAUAUAACUUCGUA